AUGGACGCCAGCAAGGCUGUAGAUGGGGAGGAGGAUAAGGAGGUGGCUGCCAAACCACAGCUUCUGGAGGAAUCUGUUGGCACUUCCUUUCUCGUGGAAGCCUCGGAGUACGGGAGCAAGGAUGACAGUGUACAGCUGCAGACAUCUGCUGCUGAGAAGUACCGCACGCUGACAGUGGUAGCGUUUAACGCGCGUACCACUGGCGUCGAUGGUGUGGCAGGAAUUCUCCAGUCCGAUCCAGAUCUGUAUGUCCGCGUCCUUUCGAGCUUGCUUCACCCCAUCCGCAACCAGAAGGACAUUCGGGUUGAGUACGAAUGCCUCGGGGACUUGCUGAUGGAGGUGGUGUUCAGUCCCGACACAGACUCCGACGUGGACCCAGUGAAGAUCCUGGCGUGGGAAAACAAAGAGGAAGGGACCAUCGCCCGAAGCUCGGGGCUGCAGAUCGGGGAUGAGCUCCUGGAGAUCGAGCUGCUGGAUGACCGGGAGAAGGACAGCAGCGGCACGGUGAAGAAGGCCGUAUCACAGGCCGAGGACAUCGCAACGCUUCUGCCCACGUGGAAGGAGAUCGCAGACAGUGGCAGAAGGAGCCUCCAGGAAGGCGACUACGCAGAACUCAAGGACGCCAUCUUGAGUCGCACCUUCCUCUUCCGAGCCAAGUGUGACAUGGCCCUGUCCCUGAUGUCUGCCGGCCUGAACCUGCUCUACGACGACUUCAUUCCUAGCGCCUUAGAGCUCCAUCAGCACUUCUCUCCGGCUCCGGAUUCGAUUCUCUUCACCUACUUCCCGGGCCGGGAGUACGCCGAACUGCGGGAGGAGCUGGUGAUCGCGCAGCUGGAAGUCUUGACCAGCCUCUGGCGAAACCUGCCGAGGAUCGUCAAGGAAGAUAUGCCCGAAACGAUCCGGAAGCUCUUCCGCCCGGACAUCGAACUCGAACUCAUGAAAGAUGGGGUCCUGGUGCUGAUGAGGCGGUGGGAGAGCGGCCGAGAGGUGAACCAGAGCAUGCCGGAGCCCGCUGAGCCGUUGGUGAACUUCUUCGCUGCUUUCAAGCCUUCCUACGAAGAGACCCAGGCACGGGAGCUGUCCAUGCUUUGGAUCACCCGUGCUUGGCACGGACAGCUGAUCCAGCAGCAGGGGGUUCAGAGCCUCAUCGCAGACAUCAGCCGCCACUACGAGGCGGCAGAGUAUUUCUGGGAGCACAAGGCGAAGACGGGCGGGGGCUGGGUGAAGGAAGCACUGGACCGUGCCGAAGAUGCCCAGCGAAAGUUGGAGGAGGCGGUGAAGAAGGAGCAGAUCCGCGUGCUUCUGUGUAAUUCCGUCAGCGACCUUGAAUUUGUGAAGUCCAAGCUGCGACCAGAGAACUUGAUGCUCAAGGAGGACUGCAAGAUCGGAAUCUCCAAUGUCCCCAAGGGGAAGUGCUUGAUCUGGAGCCAGGGAGCCGUCGCGGAGCACUUCAAGACGCUCACAAGUCCGGACUUCCCCAAGAUCCAUGAUGAGCUGCCGAAGCUCUACAAGGGCAAGGAGGUUCGCCUCCUCUUCUCUGGCCGUUAUUUCGACACGCAGCACGAAGAGGCACAGCAGGCCUUGGACAGCCUGCAGCACUACAUCUCCCUGGCGAGGCCGGCAGGAGAGGCUUUCCCCGCUGUCAAGCAGAUCCUCCAUGAGAGGUCUGAGACUCUCCACAAGAGCCAGCUCUUCAAAAAGGACCAGGAGGCGAAGCGUGCCUCGGCGGAAGGAAAGCUUCUCCUUAAGGAGAAGGAGCUUCAGGAGACCAUGCGUGUCGCAGAACGUCGUCUCAUCGAGGUUGAAAGAGAGAAGCAGAUCAUCGCUAAGAAGAACCAGGAGUUGGAGGAGGCCAAG
Messenger RNA from Symbiodinium necroappetens, 1857 nucleotides. Lineage: Eukaryota; Dinophyceae; Suessiales; Symbiodiniaceae. The record is from the annotation of a GenBank genome assembly.